Messenger RNA from Cheilinus undulatus (humphead wrasse), 1790 nucleotides. Its product is annotated as ADP-ribosylation factor-like protein 4C. Gene Ontology annotation, biological process: intracellular protein transport; endocytic recycling. The record is from RefSeq and is a predicted model, not a curated record. Gene Ontology annotation, molecular function: GTPase activity; GTP binding. Lineage: Eukaryota; Metazoa; Chordata; Actinopteri; Labriformes; Labridae. The transcript has a single exon. The coding region runs from base 234 to 818 and encodes 194 amino acids. Gene Ontology annotation, cellular component: cytoplasm.
UUGCGCGUAAUUUGGAUAACUUUGCGCGUUAAAGCACCCAUGCACGUGCAAUGAUUUGAGUGUUUUCGGACGCUGGAUCGACUCCAGGAGGAGGAUGCUGCGGCGUGUCUGGCUCAUCUGCGCCCUGCUCAGCUGCUGAGGCUGAGGAUCAGAGGUGUGUGCGCGUGAAUGGAUCACUCCUGGGACGUUUAAGUGAAUUCAGGGCUGUCCCUUCCUCCGUCACGAGCUGAAAGAUGGGGAACAGUUUGACCACUUUGGGUGCCUUCCAGUCUUUGCACAUAGUCAUGCUGGGCUUGGACUCCGCAGGGAAAACCACCGUGCUGUACCGGCUCAAAUUUAACGAGUUCGUCAACACGGUGCCAACCAUCGGCUUCAACACGGAGAGGAUCCGUCUGGGCGGCGCGGGAGCCUCCCGGGGCAUCAGCUGUCAUUUCUGGGACGUGGGGGGCCAGGAGAAGCUGCGGCCCCUCUGGAAACCGUACAGCCGCUGCACGGACGGGAUCGUGUACGUGGUGGAUUCCGUGGACGCAGAGAGGCUCGAGGAGGCCCGCACCGAGCUGCACAAGAUCACGCGCUUCUCGGAGAACCAGGGGACUCCUCUGCUGGUCAUCGCCAACAAACAGGACCUACCCAGAGCUCUGGACGUGGAGGAGAUCGAGAGGCAGCUGGCCCUGACCGAACUGAGCCCCUCCACCCCCUAUCACGUCCAGCCGGCCUGCGCCAUCAUCGGAGAGGGUCUGCACGAGGGCAUGGACAAGCUGUAUGAGAUGAUCGUGAAGAGGAGGAAGAGUCUGAAGCAGAAGAAGAAGAGGCAGUGAUGACAGAGACUCCAAACUAAUCACUACAGACACUCUGCAAGUCUACAUAUAUAUUUAUAGUGCUGCUACAUGAGAUAAACACACAAAUAUCAUCAAUAGAGACUAGACAUGAAUGUUUCUGAGAGACUGUGAUUGUUAUGAGGCUAUAGAGACUUUAAAGGUAUAGAUUAAUGGUUAUAGCGGGACAGAGGCUAUAUAUGAAUGUAAUAGAGUCUAAAGAUGACUGUUAAUGAGGGACAGUCUAUAUAUUAAUGUUAAAGAAUGACAGAGUCUAUAGACGAAUGUUAACGAGGGACAAAGUCUAUAGAUGAACAUUAACAAGGAUAAUUGUAAACAAGGGACAAAGUGUAUAGAUACAUUUUAAUGAGGGACAGAGUCUAUAAAGAAUCUAAUGAUGGACAGUCUGUAGAUGAAUAUUAAUGAGUGACAAAGUCUAUAGAUAAAUGUUAACAAGGGACAGAGUCUAUCAAGAAUCUUAAUGAUGGACAGAGUCUAUGGAUGACUGUUAACAAGGGACAGAGUCUAUAGAUCAAUGUUAAUAAGGGACAGAGUCUAUAGGUGAAUGUUAACGAGGGACAGAGUCUAUAGAUGGCCGUUAACGAGGGAAAGAGUCUUAGAUGGCUGUUAACGAGGGACACAGGUUAUAUAUAUUUUUUAACAAGGGACAGAGUCUAUAGAUGAAUGUUAACGAGGGACAGAGUCUAUAGAUGACUGUUAACGAGUGUCACAGGUUAUAUAUAUUUGUUAACAAGGGACAGAGUCUAUAGAUGAAUGUUAACGAGGGACAGAGUCUAUAGAUGACUGUUAACGAGUGUCACAGGUUAUAUAUAUUUGUUAACAAGGGACAGAGUCUAUAGAUGAAUGUUAAUGAGGGACAGAGUCUAACGCUGACUGUUAACAAGGGACAGAGUCUGUAGAUUAAUGUUAACAAGGGGCAGAGUCUAUGGAUGAUUGUUAACAAAGGGACGGAGU